GUGUAAACCACAUAGAAUGUGGAACUCCUGUGUAGACAGAAAAGAUGGCUGCCAUAUCUCUUGAAUCCAGUAAUGAAUUUCUUGGCACUCUCGAUCUACCAGUCAAUCAACCUGUUGUUUAUACUGAGGAGCCUAAUUUCACCAGAUGGCGAUGCUAUAAAGUAAGGUACAGAUUUAGGUGGAUUACUUUAAAAGGUGCUGCUUACCUAAUUUUGCUGUGGACAUUUCUUGUUAGUAUUGGUUUUGGCUCUUUGGAUAACCUGUUCACAGCAUUUCUAACAGUGUUUGAAAAUAGAGAGCAUCUUAAUCCGGUUAAUUAUGUUAUCUUUCUGCCCUAUGUUUCAUGGUUUGUGUUUUCAUUACUGUCUGGAUGGAUAGCUGAUACUAAGUGUGGGAACUUCACUAUGGUGAGAGCUGGUGUUUUGAUUUACUUUGUAGCGUCAAUAAUGGCUUCUAUACUCCAACUUUGCGUCGAUUCACCCAUUGCCGAAGAUCUUGUGUAUGCUCCAUCUUCAAUUUUGUUAACAUUGAUUCAUUUUGUGGGUUUUGCUGGUCGAGCCAUGAUUUUGGUAACUUCAGUGCAGUUAGGUCUUGAUCAAAUGCCAGAUGCAUCUUCGGCUAAUGUAGCUAGUUACGUUGUAUGGUUUGUGGCUUGUCUCUAUGCUGGGAACUGGAUCAACUCGUUAUUUAAGAGAGUUCUAACCGACUGCUGGGCAGGCGAGGGAAAUACCCCUUUGCAAGUCAUGUCUCUGGUGUCAGUAGUUUCGUUAUGCAUUGUGUUGUGCUCCGAUUUUUUGCUUUCGAAUAAGUUGCUUAUUUUAGAAAACAAGCGUCCUCAAUCUUUCCAAAUAAUCUUCAAAGUUCUCAAGUUUGCUAAAAAGCACAAGGCUCCCCUCAAUCGCAGUGCUCUCACUUACUACGAAGAUGCUAUACCCUCUAGAAUUGACUUGGGUAAAUCGAGAUAUGGAGGUCCGUUUACGACUGAGGAAGUUGAAAAUGUUAAAACUGUUUUGCGAAUGCUUGCUCUCAGUGUGUCCUUCGGCUUUAUUUUCACUUCAUACUAUCUUUUUCAGCAGUUUGCGUAUGUGAAAGACUUCGAAUCUACUAUAUUGGCUUCCCAAAAUUGUACAGAUGUCAUGAUCAGGUCAUUCUCCUAUGAAACGUCUCUCUGGGUGGUUGGUUUUAUAGCAAUCUAUGAGUUUCUCAUUUAUCCAUUUGCAGUGCCCAUUAUACCUUCCAUUUUGAAGAAAAUCGGAUUUGCCUCAUUUCUUACGAUAGUUGUAAAUGGUAUCUCAUUAGUGGUCUCAGGUCUAGACUAUAACAAAGAGCUAACUGAUCCUUACGACUCGGACUGGUUUUGGAUCAUGCAUUCUCUGAUCUCAGCCCCUCUAAAAGUGAUCCUGCUAACUUCUGCCAUUGAGUUUGUCUGUGCACAAUCUCCACACCAAAUGAAAGGGCUUAUGAUUGGCUAUAUGUGGUCAAACUACUAUAUGUCAAACAUUGUUGCUAACGUUCUAGCAGGGGUAUUCCACACAGUGUGUUCUGACCCUCGGUAUUGUUCGAUUGCCUACAGCUCGAUGGCAACUCUCUGUAGUGUCACUGGUUUCGUAUUGUUGGGAAUAUUGAGCCGCUGGUACAAGAUGAGAGUGAGAGAUGAUAUAGCUACUCCACACAGGUGGGUGGAAGAUGCCUAUGAAAAGUAUCUCGCUUCCGACAAUCAAAACAAUUAACGGUAUAAUGUGUGUACUUAUAUGUUUAAUGACAUUGUGUAAAAUAGAUCUAAUGCCAUUAUACGUUGUGGCUUAAUAAUUGACAUUGUGUAAAAUAGAUCUAAUAAUUAUCAGUGUGUUGUGGCUCUGUUUAUUGGCUCUGUUUAUUUAUAGACAAGGUGUGUAGUCUGACAUUUGUAGUCUGAAAAUGUUUGUUUUCUUGUAAGAAAUAAUCUUUUGUGUUGUCCUUUUG
Messenger RNA from Halichondria panicea, 1962 nucleotides. RefSeq lists its product as uncharacterized. Gene Ontology annotation, molecular function: transmembrane transporter activity. NCBI's taxonomy places the organism in Eukaryota, Metazoa, Porifera, Demospongiae, Suberitida, Halichondriidae. Gene Ontology annotation, cellular component: membrane. The transcript has a single exon. The record is from RefSeq and is a predicted model, not a curated record. Gene Ontology annotation, biological process: transmembrane transport. Bases 45 to 1730 code for a protein of 561 amino acids.